AUGGCAGAGGAACUUACGUAUGGCUCCUACACAGUGGGAUGGAUUUGUGUGCUUCCCUCUGAGCUUUGCGCAGCAAGGGCACUGCUAGACGAGGAGCACGAGCCGCUUCCUCCAAUGGAGAUUGACGACAAUAACUAUUUCCUCGGCAAAAUGGCGAAUCAUAAUGUCGUUAUUGUCUUCCCUGGAUCAUAUGGCAUAAGAGCUACCGCUCAAGCAGCUCGCACUUUUCCUAAUAUUAGGUUUGCACUGAUGGUUGGGGUCGGCAUUGGUCUUCCAAAGUUACCAAACUCCGAUCCACGAAAGGAUAUUAGACUUGGAGACGUCGUAGUGGGCGCUGCCCCUGUGAACGGAGUUGGCGGUGUUAUGAAGAAUGAUGUGGUCAGAGUGGCAGGUGAACCCCCUAACCUUAGGGUUAGGGGUUGCCGCUACAAUCCUCCCCAGUUGUUACUUAAAGCGACAAGGCGCCUACAGCUAGAUCAUGACUUCGGUAAAGGCAAAAUGUGGACGGACAUUGACCAAGUUGUUAGUCUAGGCGUGCCGGCAUUGGAAGAUGCUGGAUAUCCCGGAGUGGAACGUGAUCAGCUGUUCAAGCUCGAUUAUAAGCAUUCUGCUGGGGAAGAUUGCUCAUCUUGCGACGUGACUCAAAUAGAAGAAAGACGUCCAUAUGCAGCUAUAGCAGCCGCAGCGUACGCAAAGGACCUCUUGAGAGUCAUCCAUCCCAAGGAAGUUGCAAUAACACCUCUGCCAAAAAAUACCGAACCUCUAAGAGCGAGCCAAGUUACCGGUGAUACUCAGGCCAUGGGUAACGGAGCUGGUGCCGUUUCAUCGCUUGGGGCCAAUAGACUGCAAAUAAAGAACGAGAAUACACAAGCAGAUGUCAAGAUAUUACGUGCUGAGAGCAUUUGA
This is a messenger RNA of Trichoderma breve, 906 nucleotides long. RefSeq lists its product as uncharacterized. Gene Ontology annotation, biological process: nucleoside metabolic process. Gene Ontology annotation, molecular function: catalytic activity. The transcript is spliced from 5 exons. Lineage: Eukaryota; Fungi; Ascomycota; Sordariomycetes; Hypocreales; Hypocreaceae. The coding region runs from base 1 to 906 and encodes 301 amino acids. The record is from RefSeq and is a predicted model, not a curated record.